CGACCAGCGCAACAAGCCUGAGCCCCGCGUGCCUGACUCGGCGAAUGUACCGUUGUGUACACAGAAAAUGCCCGGAAAGUGACGCGAGAGGACGGCGGGACUGCUCCGUGAAGGCUUUUCUGACCGGAAAACCCGAGACUCCUGCGCCGUAUAGCUGCAAACUAGAAGCCAAACCCAGAAGAGUCCUGAUGUUGGAUAUGGGUUAAACUGUGUGGAGGACCUCUCAAAGCUGUCCCUCAAAGAUCAACUGAAACGGUGUUUGCUCCAAGGCCUCAUGGAGCUGGGGACUCAACGGCUGCUGUACACCAGGGAGCUUGAUCCAUGCCCGGUUCCCAGCAAACAACCAUAAAGGGUGGGAACCUUGAGUGCACCUUUGGUUCCUUUUCCCCGUCCCUGCCCCUAAAUUGGCCCCGUGGUGAUAUUGUCCUCUACCGCCUGUGGCCUGCAAAAUGAUUGGCAAGCUGAAACAGAACUUGCUGGUGGCGUGUCUGGUGAUCAGCUCGGUCACGGUCUUCUACCUGGGCCGCCAUGCCAUGGAGUGCCACCAUCGCAUCGAGGAGCACGGCCAGUUGGGCGCGAUGCUGCCCCUGUCGGCCCUGGGGGGCAGCAUGCGCACCACCUUACGGACCGGCCACAAUCUCAGCACGCCUUUUGUUUACAACAAAGACAUGCCGCUCAUCUUCAUCGGCGGCGUGCCCCGCAGUGGGACCACGCUGAUGCGAGCCAUGCUGGACGCCCACCCCGAAGUGCGCUGCGGCGAAGAAACCCGCGUCAUCCCUCGUAUCCUGGCCAUGAAGCAGAUGUGGAGCCGCUCGGGCAGGGAGAAGAUGCGUCUGGAUGAGGCCGGUGUGACGGACGAGGUGCUGGACGCUGCCAUGCAGGCCUUCCUGCUGGAAAUAAUUGUCAAACACGGGGAGCCCGCCAACUUUCUCUGCAACAAGGACCCGUUUGCUUUGAAGUCGCUCUCCUACCUGGCCAAGAUCUUUCCCCAUGCCAAGUUUGUCCUCAUGAUACGGGACGGCCGGGCUUCGGUCCACUCCAUGAUCUCAAGGAAGGUGACGAUCGCCGGCUUUGACCUGGGCAGCUACCGGGACUGCCUGACCAAGUGGAACCGGGCCGUAGAGACGAUGUAUACUCAGUGCCUGGAGGCAGCGGGCAAAUGCCUGCCUGUGCACUACGAACAGUUGGUCCUUCACCCUGAGAAAUGGAUGAAGACGCUGCUAAAGUUCCUCGACGUUCCUUGGAAUGAUGCCGUCCUCCACCACGAGGACCUCAUUGGGAAAGCUGGAGGAGUGUCCCUCUCCAAGGUGGAGCGGUCCACAGACCAGGUCAUCAAGCCCGUCAACGUGGAGGCGUUGUCCAAGUGGGUGGGUAAGAUCCCAGCGGAUGUUGUGAGGGACAUGGCCGUCAUCGCCCCCAUGCUGUCCAGACUGGGCUACGACCCACAUGCCAACCCUCCCAACUAUGGCCGGCCUGACCCUAAAGUCCUGGACAACACCAGAAGGGUCUUUAAAGGUGAAUUUCAGCUCCCAGAUUUCCUAAAAGAACAAUCACAGAUUCAGAAGUCUGCAGAGAGACCCAAACCCAGCUAGGAGCAGCGGGAACGUCGUCCCCUCGGCACACAGGAACCGAGGAGCGGUGGAAAUCUGGACAUUGUGUCGCCCAUCUCACCGUCUGGAAGGCCUCGGCACGUUUUAAAGGUCACUGCAGGACCGUCUCCUCACCAGAGAACUCUUGGCCUUCGAUGUUGUGCAAAUAUAGUCCUAAUAACUUCUCACAACCACAGAAUGUCUGCUGAUUGUUGUUUUUUUUCUCAUCGAUCUUUACAAAAAUAAUUUCUCGCUAUGUAGAAUACAAUCUCUGUGAUUCUGUUGUAAGAAACUGCAGUGAACCAAUAUCGCAAGAGGCAAUUAUGAAUGAUAAAAAUAGCUUUUUUUUAAGAUGCCAUACCUAUUUUAAUGUUACUUUUUUCAUGCCUUUGUAUUGUGAAACGUCAUGGGUACUGACAAUGAUAAACAUUUUUUUGGUUAAA
This is a messenger RNA of Pseudoliparis swirei, 2032 nucleotides long. RefSeq names its product tyrosylprotein sulfotransferase 1 (gene tpst1). The coding region runs from base 450 to 1592 and encodes 380 amino acids. The record is from RefSeq and is a predicted model, not a curated record. The transcript is spliced from 7 exons. Gene Ontology annotation, cellular component: Golgi apparatus. NCBI's taxonomy places the organism in Eukaryota, Metazoa, Chordata, Actinopteri, Perciformes, Liparidae. Gene Ontology annotation, biological process: peptidyl-tyrosine sulfation. Gene Ontology annotation, molecular function: protein-tyrosine sulfotransferase activity.